This is a messenger RNA of Coccinella septempunctata (seven-spotted ladybird), 1070 nucleotides long. RefSeq lists its product as uncharacterized. The coding region runs from base 1 to 1035 and encodes 344 amino acids. The transcript has 3 exons. Gene Ontology annotation, cellular component: extracellular region. Gene Ontology annotation, molecular function: chitin binding. The record is from RefSeq and is a predicted model, not a curated record. Lineage: Eukaryota; Metazoa; Arthropoda; Insecta; Coleoptera; Coccinellidae.
AUGAUAUUGGUUUGGAUUACAUUACUCAGCUACUUGAUACAAAUAUGCUACGGUUCCGUAUUGAUCGAUUGCAACAACAAAGGAUUCAUUUGCUACGACAGAACAAGAUUCUAUCAGUGCGUAGAGAUUGGAAAUUCCACUUUCGUGAUUGGUAGUCCACAGGAAUGUCCACCCGGAUUAAUUUGUGACGAUCUGUCGGAUUUGGAGUGUGAUGAACCAGAAAAUAUACCGACAACUAAAAGAGUAACCACGAGAACAACACAGACAACUCCUGCAGAAGAAAUUUCGACAAGUACCACGAAUUCCGAAACUUCAGAGUCCGAAACAAGUGCAGGAACAUCAACUAUAGCACCUACUUCGGCCUCAACAAGGAGAUCUACCACGAGAGAGACAACAGAAACAGAACCUACAUCGACUUCACAGCCUGACUUCACGUGUUACAAUGUAGGAAAAUAUCCAGAUCCCCAGUCUUGCACCAAGUUCCACGUUUGUGUCAACGCCAUAUUCGGAUUGAUCGACGUACCUUACGACUGUCCUGACGGUACCCAAUACGACAGCGUCAACCAAGAAUGUACAAUCGAUCCAGUACAAUGCCCUUGGGAGCCUCAGUUGGAAUGCGAGAAAGCCGGCAUCUACAAGAACCCCUACUAUUGCGGGAGGUACUACAGGUGCACCUGGCGCUACGCAUACAACAGAUACGAAAUCAAACAGUUCAGGUGUCCAGAUUUCACAGAAUUCAACCAGGAGAUGGGCAAGUGCGUUAAAUCAGAUACUUGCCAGCAGAACCAAACCGAUUUCCAAUGCAUCCAAGCUGGUAAAUUCCCCGUACAAGAGAACUGCAAGGAAUACUACGAAUGUACGAAGAAGGGUGAGGGUUAUGUGGAAAAGAGGAAGUCUUGCCCAAUCUACCAACUCUUCGACAGGAAUUUAGGACGAUGCAGGAACGAAUGUCUGGUAAAGUGCCCAGUAGAAGAUGAAGAAACGGAAAUGGUAGAAGGAAAGGUUUUCCUGAAGGAGCUGCUGAGUAGAGAAUAAUAACUUAUAACUAAAUUAAAGAAACUCUUCAAUCA